Molecule: messenger RNA, 632 nt
Organism: Raphanus sativus (radish)
Lineage: Eukaryota; Viridiplantae; Streptophyta; Magnoliopsida; Brassicales; Brassicaceae
Product: pathogenesis-related protein 1
Exons: 1
Coding region: 60-578 (172 amino acids)
Cellular component (GO): extracellular region
Source: RefSeq, a predicted model, not a curated record
AAAGCCAUCUCACACUAUAAUUGAGAUAUUUUACAAGACACAACACGAAAAUCAUUAAAAUGUUUAGUAAGGUCUCUACAGAAGCCUUGGUUCUCCUGCUUCUCAUCAUCUACUUGACUCAAAUCGAUGUUUCUUUCGCACAAUAUUAUCAGUAUCCGCAGACCCAUGACUCUCCUGACAGCUACCUCAGACCACACAACGUAGCCCGAGCCAUGGUCAGAGUCAAGCCUCUAAGAUGGGACUUCGGCCUAGCCACUGUGGCUCAGGACUACGCAAAUCAACUAGCAUCCGGUUCAUGCAGCCUCGAGCAUUCCUCUGGACCAUAUGGAGAGAACCUUGCAAUGGGAAGUGGAGACAUGUCACCGUCUCAGGCUGUUGCAAUGUGGAUAAGUGAAAAGUCGUAUUAUGAUUAUUACUCAAACUCGUGCCACGAUUCGGCUUGCGGACACUACACGCAGGUCGUGUGGCGUGGAUCUGCUCGGCUCGGUUGUGGUAAGGGUGUGUGUGGUAAUGGUGCAAGUAUUAUUGUGUGUAACUAUGACCCUGCGGGUAAUUAUAUUGGAACUAAACCAUAUUGAUUUCAAUUUCAAUCAAUGAAUGUGUAAAGAUUGCUUUGUAACUUUUUCCCCAUA